ACACCGGGUCAAAUACCGGAUCUCAUGUUUUAUUGUUGUUCAAGAAACCACUUCUUCAAAUACUCUCAUUCAAGCUUUUUCUCCGUUAAAUCAAUCUAUUAACAAUCUGUUCUACACUUCUCGAUUGAUUAAAAGGUGGAAAUCAUGAAGCUCGACUUUAGUGGACUAGAAUCAAGUGCACCACUCUACGGAGGACCAAAUGAGUUGCUUUGUGAUGGGUUCUCAGCUGCCCCGUCGUUUGACCUUCCAGUUACAUCAGAUUUUGAUGGAUUCCAGAAGAAUUCUAUCCAAAUGGUAAAGCCAGCAAAGGGAACAACAACCUUGGCUUUUAUUUUUAAGGAGGGUGUGAUGGUUGCUGCUGAUUCCCGAGCUAGCAUGGGGGGCUAUAUCUCAUCUCAAUCCGUGAAGAAGAUCAUUGAAAUCAAUCCCUAUAUGCUGGGUACAAUGGCAGGAGGAGCUGCUGAUUGCCAAUUCUGGCACAGAAAUCUAGGCAUCAAGUGUCGUUUGCAUGAAUUGGCAAACAAGAGAAGGAUUUCCGUCACUGGUGCUUCAAAGUUGUUGGCAAAUAUCUUAUAUUCUUACCGUGGAAUGGGUUUGUCUGUCGGGACAAUGAUUGCAGGAUGGGAUGAAAAGGGCCCGGGUCUGUAUUACGUAGACAGCGAAGGAGGACGCUUGAAGGGAACAAAGUUCUCAGUCGGGUCUGGUUCACCAUAUGCUUAUGGUGUACUAGAUAGCGGGUACAAAUAUGAUCUGACAAUUGAUGAAGCUGCUGAAUUGGCUAGAAGAGCCAUCUAUCAUGCCACAUUCCGUGACGGAGCUAGUGGCGGUGUUGCUAGCGUUUAUCAUGUGGGGCCAACCGGAUGGACAAAACUAUCGGGUGAUGAUGUUGGUGAACUUCACUACUCAUACUAUCCUGUUGAACCAGCCGUUGUUGAACAAGAAAUGACCGAAGCUGUAGCUGCCUGAGUCUACCAGGUUGUUUGUAAUCUCUUGAAAAAACAUGAUGUGCUUUUGUUAUGAUUUUACAUUUCUAAUGACAUUAGCUGUCUUUUUCUUGUUUAUUACUAGAGUGACAUUCCUAUCAUUCCUUAUUUCAAAAAACAUUAUGGAUUUAUGAUA
Helianthus annuus (common sunflower) is the source of this 1119-nucleotide messenger RNA. RefSeq names its product proteasome subunit beta type-5-B. The coding region runs from base 145 to 966 and encodes 273 amino acids. The transcript has 8 exons. The record is from RefSeq and is a predicted model, not a curated record. NCBI's taxonomy places the organism in Eukaryota, Viridiplantae, Streptophyta, Magnoliopsida, Asterales, Asteraceae. Gene Ontology annotation, molecular function: threonine-type endopeptidase activity. Gene Ontology annotation, cellular component: proteasome core complex.